CCCAAGCCAGUCCAGGCAGUCAGUGACUCGGCUCGGCAGUGGACACACCAGGCAGGAGCUGCUCGUCUCUCUCCCAGGACUGUCCCAGGACAUUGCCGAGGCCUUGCUCAGGACGACAGGGACCCUUUGUGCACCGCCACUGCAAACAUGGCGCCUCACGCUGACGUUGGCGAGGACCUCCAGGGGAUGCAGCAGCUGCGCGACUGGCUGCAGAGGCAGCCCCACCUGCCCCCGAUGCCAGACAAACUGAUGGCCAGGAUGCUGCACAGCUGUUACGGCAGCGUGGAGCGCACCAAGACCACCGUGGACAACUACAUGACCAUCACCACCCACGCCCCGGAAGUGUUCGGCAACCGGGCGGCGCUCGACCGCCGCUACAAGUCGCAGAUCGACAUCAUGUACGUGUGCUCGCUCAAGGGGCACACCAAGGAGGGCUUCUCGCCCAUGCUCAUCAAGUUCCAGGACACGGACCCCGCCAAGUUCGAGAUGACGAGCGCGGUGCACGCGGGCCUCAUGUCGUUCUGCGUGCAGAUGGAGAUAGACGACCGCGUGCCCGGCUACGUCGUCCUGCUGGACUUCACCGGCGUCACCAUGUCCCACAUCAUGAAGGUGUCCCUCACCACCCUCAAGCAACUGCUGGUCUUCGUGCAGGAAGGACUCCCCGUCAGACUGCGCGGCAUCCACUUCAUCAACGCCCAGGCGAUCGUGCAGCAAAUCGUGAACCUGGUCAAGCCCCUCAUGAAGAAGGAGCUUCUUGAUAUAUUCAAAGUGCACACCGUCGACGACAUGCCCGAGUUCUACGAGAAGUACGUCCCCCUCAGCGCCAUGCCCUCCGACUACGGCGGCCAGGACAAGUCGUGCAAGGAGCUGCACGGAGAGAUGAAGCGGUGCAUUGAGGACAACAGGGACUACCUGAAGAUGCUGGACAGCCUGGUGGUAGACGAGACCAAGAGGCCCGGCAAGUCCAAGAGCUCCUCCGAGGUGUUCGGCAUCCAGGGCUCCUUCAAGAAGCUCGACCUUGAUUGAACCUAGUUCCUCCUCCUACACUGUAAAAAUAAAUCUCCGGAAUUUGCGACGGCUCCUCUCGGAAGACUGUUUGUCGAAGGAACUCUCAUAAAUUCACGAAGAUUUUUGGGAUAUUGACAAAGAUUCCUCGUUGAUUUCCAUUUUUUUUGUUACAGUGUACUUUGUGAUAUUAUUAUGUUGUUUAAAAUUGUAAAUGUUAACAAAAAUAGCAUCUUCAUGAGUCGUGGGUCACUUUUUGAAUAAAUUCCACUUGUACAUAA
This is a messenger RNA of Thrips palmi, 1286 nucleotides long. Its product is annotated as alpha-tocopherol transfer protein-like. Gene Ontology annotation, molecular function: phosphatidylinositol bisphosphate binding. The transcript has 7 exons. NCBI's taxonomy places the organism in Eukaryota, Metazoa, Arthropoda, Insecta, Thysanoptera, Thripidae. Gene Ontology annotation, cellular component: membrane. The coding region runs from base 148 to 1026 and encodes 292 amino acids. The record is from RefSeq and is a predicted model, not a curated record.